Messenger RNA from Haliotis rubra (blacklip abalone), 572 nucleotides. RefSeq lists its product as uncharacterized. The record is from RefSeq and is a predicted model, not a curated record. The coding region runs from base 80 to 457 and encodes 125 amino acids. NCBI's taxonomy places the organism in Eukaryota, Metazoa, Mollusca, Gastropoda, Lepetellida, Haliotidae. The transcript is spliced from 2 exons.
CCCAAGGACCAGCACUGACUCUGGCCUCCAACUCUGCUACUGGCAUGAAGGCACAGUAGGCAAAGGUCGGACGGUAGACAUGGACUGUGCCGUCAACACUAUUGGACGUUACGUGAGAAUAGUCCAGUACUGCUUCGGUGACAAUCCUCUAACUUUGUGUGAAGUUGAGGUGAGGGGAGCUCCUUUACACAACACAUGUGGAGAUUCAUCUGUCGUGUUCAGUCGUCACACUGCAAUGGCAAGGCAGCCUCACUACAUCAUCGCCAGCUAUGAAAACAUCGGGAAAUUCGAGUGUGCCAGCAGGUGUCUCAGAAAGGCUUCCUGCAACGCCUUAAACUUCGGGUUACCGUCCAUGGGCGUGGUCAGAUGCGAGAUGCUGGCCGUGGCACAUGACCCUGUCAGUGAUGCAUCCUGGAAUGUGUAUACGAUCAAAAGAGUUCAGUGUCCUUCAGACUGAAUGUGUAUACGAUCAACAAUGUUCAGUGUCCUUCAGACUGAACGAUUUGAAUAUGAAAAGUGUUUUUUUAAAUAAUGAUGUUUUCUUAAAGUAACUCUUACGAUCUAAUUACUCU